CUUCAAACAACAAACUUGAGGGGGAAGUGGCUAGCAUCAGCAGGUUCAGAUCUUAGCAUGGCAUGGACAUUUGAAAGGAGCCUGGGCUGGUUGGAUAGCAGCCCCAGAGAAAACCUCAGAGUCUGGGAAAGACAAAAGGGGAUUGGGAAACUGCUCUCGUCUAGAAAUUGUACAGCACAUAAUCGGUUGAUGCCUGGUAAUAAUAAGUUAGCCCUAAAAUUCCUAGGUCGCAAUAUUUUAAACACCUUCAUGAAAUGAACCCAUAGUGUUCCC
Messenger RNA from Babjeviella inositovora NRRL Y-12698, 273 nucleotides. RefSeq lists its product as uncharacterized. The record is from RefSeq and is a predicted model, not a curated record. The transcript has a single exon. The annotation marks the transcript as partial. NCBI's taxonomy places the organism in Eukaryota, Fungi, Ascomycota, Pichiomycetes, Serinales.